Messenger RNA from Condylostylus longicornis, 2123 nucleotides. RefSeq names its product mucin-2-like. The transcript is spliced from 4 exons. The coding region runs from base 1 to 2007 and encodes 668 amino acids. Lineage: Eukaryota; Metazoa; Arthropoda; Insecta; Diptera; Dolichopodidae. The record is from RefSeq and is a predicted model, not a curated record.
AUGGCUUGUAAAGUAGCACUUUUCCUUUCAACAAGACGUGAAAAUAAUACUUGUAAUAGUAUAUUUAGAAUGCAUUUACCGUUAACUUUCUAUGAAGAUGCAUUUAAGGUGCCGAAAUUAGAAUUUUACGAAUUUCGAGUCUUAACAUGGAUUAUUUACUGCUUUCUUAUCACCAUUACGGAACAAAAAUCAAAGGCUCUGCAAUUUCGUAUGUUACCAAUAAAAUCAGAGAAAUUGACAAUAGCAGAACUGCCAUCAUAUAAUUUAUUUGAGCCCUACGGUCCCGGAACAUAUGCAUUUGGAUAUGAAAUUGAGGAUAAUGCUUCAAAUAAUAUUCAAUUCCGUGAUGAAGAAAAACUAGAGAAUGGUACUGUUCGUGGAUCUUACGGUUUAGUUCGACCAAACGGUUUAGUUUCUAUCACACGAUAUUUUGCUGAUAAUAGUGGUUAUCAUUCAAGUACACAAACUUUUAAUCAAAAUGAUAAAAAGCCUUCUAUAUUAACGUCAACAUUAUCACCACUAAUUGAAUUAUCAAGUCCAAGUGAUGUGAUGUUUCUUGAUGUACCGAAUCCAGCAACAAUUUCAUCACUAGUUGCUCAACAUAUUUUAGAACAAAAUAAGGUUGAUUUGGCUACACAAUCAUCGAAUAUUCCUAUUACUGAAAUUUUUUCUGAUGAUGACAAAGAUACUAAAACCGGCAAUAAAUCUGAUAAUGAUAAAAAGUUUACCGGACAGUCGUCAGCAACAUCAUCUAUUCAACAAAUAACACCAACACAUAUUCCAAAUUUACCAGUGAUAGGACCAAUCAAAAUACCAACGCAAAAUUCAAAUUCCGACACAAACAAGGUUGAUAAUCAAACUGGUAUAAAACCUUCUUCCGAUGAAAUAUCUAAUAUACUAAUGCCAUCAAAUCCUUCUGACAUUACCAACAUUUUCCAAACUUUAUUGCCACAUAUUCCAAAUUUACCGAUAUCGUCAAGCACAACACCAUUACCGCAAGGUACCACUACACCAGCAACUGCCGAGAACUUAUCAGACGAAAAAAACAGUGUUAUUUCUUCUUCAUCCCAACCAAAUAUUUUCGAAAACAUAUUGCCGCAUAUUCCUCAGGUAUCUCUCCCACCUAAUAUGAUUGGAGCUACUACAAAAAAGCCGACCGCUACAAGCAUGAAUGAUUUAUUUGAUAAUACUGAACUUGAAAACUCAUCGUCUUCAACAACGGCUGCAACAACAACAAAUAAACCAACCAGCAAUUUGCCUUCAGUUUCUAAUGUAUUUGAAAAUCUUUUACCUCAUCCACCACAAAUACCAAUAUCUAUUAGCAUGGAUAGUACUACGAAGCCAUCACAGUCUUCUACAUCAUCGUCAAGCAAUUUAUUAGAUGAAAAUGAAACAAGUGAAUCAUCAAUGCCUUCUGUUCAGUCUUCAACUUUAACUUCAACUACCAAUAAACCUACUUCUACAACAAUUGACGGUUUUCCCCCAUUAUCUCAAAUAUUUGGCUUUUUGGAUCCAGCAAAUUUUCCAAUUUUAAAACCGCCAGCAAACAUACCAAAUAAACCAGACGGAUCAGAAACGUCUUCGGGAACUGCAGCGAUGGAUACUAUUUUAGAUAAUACAACGCCAAUUGUGGAGCCGGUGUUUGCAAUCAUUCAUAAGAAUGCAACAUUAAUCCCAAUUUAUGCAGAUGAUGGUACCACUAUUGGUAUACAAUUAGUGAAUAAUCUUAUACCUUCCAAUUUUCAUAUAAUUCCAUUCAUUAUACCAAGUAAUUAUUUACAAAAUCAGCAUACCACUGAAUCCUCACAACAAAAUAUUGCACAUGAUGAAGUUUCUUUUGAGGAAACAAUUCCAAAUUUUGUAAAUGAUAAAUUUCAUGAUCCUCUAAAUGAUAGUGAUGACGAUGAUACAUGGAAAUCAGAUUUUUCUCGCAAGAGAAAAGGAAACAGAAGAAAUAAAAUUAGAAGGAAUAAUAAUUUUCGAAGAAGAUAUAGAAGCAAGAAUUGAACUUUAUGAGUAUAUCAUGCUUAUUAAAUUAAAUGUAUAAAAAUUAUAUGUAUACGUAAAUAUUCAAAAAAUAUACUAAUAACUAUACAUAAGACUAAUACGAUAAAAAUGAAGAU